AAAAAAACUUCAUUUUCUACGACUGUCAGCAGCAGUUGAUCACGAGACGAUAGAGAAAGAACAAGUUGUGCUUGGAAAUGUUCUGAAGUUCUCCGGAAUUUAUUGAAGUUCAUUGGAACAAUUUGUGGGAUCAAUGAAAAUUCCCAUUAAUUACUGAAGUCAAUAAAAAUCUCACAGACAUAACAAUCAAGUGAACAAUGGCAGAUACUGAUUUCAUAGGAAAUUUUCUAGGACCGUUCGGGAAAUGGCAGCUGCGGGCUACUUUUAUCAUCUAUCUCGUCAAAAUUCCAUCCGCAUGGUGAGGAUUGUUGAAUUUAUAAUGACAAUAUGAUCUGCUAGACUUGCGGACUAGUAUGAUGCUUACCAGUGAGCUUUAUGCAAGGAAAUGAUGAUUAGCCAGGUUCUAGUGGGAAUGGCUUUUAAAAAAAUUACUAAAAAUACGGCUUGAUCAAAAGAUUUUUUAUGGCCACAGUUUCAAAGUCAACGCUCUUAGACCUUUUAGUGAUAGUAACGUUCAAAAUACCGAUAUGUUAAUGAACUGAAUUGUUUUGACAAGUGUUAAUGCUUUGACGCAUCGACGAUUCGAAACAAUAACCUUGAUAUUUAAUUCAUACUAUUUCUCUGUAUUUCCAGGUUUAUGGCUUGUGUGAGUAAUCCAAAAGUUUCCCAUAAAUCAGAUUAAAGUCAAAAUAAACUCAUUCCAGCUCAUCUUCACAGCAAAAACACCAGAGCCUGGAGAAAUAUUCUGUCAUCAGCCAGACAACAUUUCCAUAGAAAAUUCAACAUCCUUUUGGAUUAAAGCUGCUCACAUGAAACAAUUCAGCAUUAUUGAGGAUGAAGUGUCUUAUGACCUUUGCACAACUUACAAUAAUUCUGUUGAUAGAUUCUUAAGUCGAAAUUUCAGAGAUAAUGGCACAUUAGAGUCAUGCACAAGAUUCGAGCAUGUAAUUGAAAAUAACUACUUCUCAUUAAUUCAUCAGUUUGACACGUUUUGCAAUCGUGAUUGGCUCGUGCCAUUGACACAGAGUUUUCAUCUUUUAGGGGUUUUGAUUGGAGGAAUUGUUGCUAAUCAUUUACUUAAGAUGAUAAGUCCACGUGAAACAAUGCUGAUCGGAAUGAUUUCACAAAUUUUCUUCGGCAUUGCCACUGGCUAUGCACCUACAUACCUCUUACAUAUUCUCUUUCGAGCUGCUGUUGCUGGAACAUGUAGUUUACAAUGUAUCGGUAUAAUGAUAUUGUCAGACAUAACAUUGGGAAAAUAUCGAGCAACUGUCGUAUCCCAAUUUGAACAAUUUUGGGCAUUGGGAUUGAUACUUUUGCCAUUUGUGGGCGGCUGGUGGAGCAGUUGGGCAUUGGUUUAUGUUGCCAUAACAUUACCGACGUUUAUUUUAAUGUUUCUAUAUCCAUUCAUUCCGGACUCACCUCGAUGGCUUAUUAAACAUGAACGAGUUGACGAUGCCUUAAAUGUUCUGCUCGAUGCAGCAAAAAUUAAUGGCAAAAAUGACAUUUCAAAAGAGCAGCUCCGACAUAAACUUGAAAUGAUGUCAAUUGAAUCGAAAAAGGAACCACUGGAGCCAUCAUGGUGGAAUCUUUGGGAUGGAAAUUUUGCAUUUAAAAGAAAAUUAAUUGUUGCACAUUUGGGAUGGUCAAUUUACUUGAUGCUUCACUUUGCAUAUUUGCUGCAUGUUCGAGACAUGGGCAGGAAUUAUUUACAAAUAAAUACAGUCAUGAUAGGAGUAUGUGAAGUAAUCGGUACACUUAUAGCACUCUAUCUAAUUUUAUAUACCACAAAGAAGUGGAUGUGGAUGAGUUUAUUGAAUAUUGUAACAUCGUUUGUUGCAUGCUCUGCAGUUUUUGUGCCAUACACAGUACCACCGAUGUACCGUAUUGUGAUUUAUAUGAUAACUGUUGUCAUUGCUAAAGCAACAGUUUCAACAAGUCUCGCUGUUUUCAUAACAUGCAAUCCAGAAAUUGUCACAAAAGAUAAGAAGCGACUCUGCAAUUACUCCGCAAUGACUUGUUCGAGAACUUUGGUUAUGAUUUCACCAUUUAUUGACUAUUUUGCAAAGUAUGGGCAGUUGAUACCGCAAUACAUAAUGGCUGUUAUGAACAUAACGAUUUCAUUACUAAUUAUGACUUGCAUUGACACGCCAAGAACAGUUCCUAUGCAAAAGCAAAACAAUGAAGUGCAAAUCUAUCAAAUUCCAGUCACUAACACAGCUGGUAGCAAUGCGGAAAGUACUCAACAGUGAUAAUUGGACAUGAUGGUAAUUAAAAUGUAAAUCUAUUGUUUAAUUAAAUUAUAACUGGAACUGCUACUUAUUGAAAUAUUAAUUCAAUUAUCUGUUAAUAAACAGUCAGUCUAUGAAUAUGCAUUUUGCAAUUGUUUGUUAAUUUGACUAAUUUAGUGGAUGAUUUAUUAUGAGGAAAUCGGAAUUUACAUUUUGGAACAAUUAAAAUUAAUGGAUGUAAUGUAAUGCAAGUUUAAACUAGAUUAGUAAAGUUACAAUUGUGGUGGACUUUUGUGAUUUCAUUGAUUAGGGAAAUUGCCAUGUCUAGAGGACUCCAAAGAGCCCGGAUUCUUUCUUUCGAGAGUUGGAUUUGUCGCUGCUUUCAGUAGGUUGACCCUACCUAAACUCAAAUCAUUCUGUCUACGCAGCUAACUUGAUGUUAUUUCUCCAGCAUUGCUCUGUAGUGUGUAUGUAAGGAUUCUAUGUCAACGACAACAGUCGGGUGUCGUUUUCAAAGACAGACUACAAAGUAGCUGAAUGCUACUUUCCUUCAAAAGCAUUCCAGCAUAGAAGCACAAUUAUAACAAAACGUCACUGCACUUGCUUCAUUCCACUUAAAAUGUUCUAGAUGCUCAUAGCACAAUAGGUGACACAGUUCACAACAUAAAUUACAAACUAUAAACUCUAUUUUAAGAUGCAAAAA
This is a messenger RNA of Chironomus riparius, 2934 nucleotides long. Lineage: Eukaryota; Metazoa; Arthropoda; Insecta; Diptera; Chironomidae. The record is from the annotation of a GenBank genome assembly.